AUUUCUCUCUGUGCUGAUUUGUUUAAUAUUCAGUGUACUAUCUACUAUAGAGCAUUAUUCUGAAUUUGCCACUGGAACCCUUUUUUGGAUGGAAAUAGUUCUGGUUGUGUUUUUUGGUGCUGAAUAUGUGGUCCGAUUGUGGUCUGCAGGCUGCAGGAGUAAGUAUGUUGGCUUCCAGGGAAGAAUACGCUUUGCGAGAAAGCCAAUAUCAAUUAUCGAUCUCAUUGUGGUAGUAGCCUCAAUUAUUGUUCUGAGCAUAGGAUCUAACGGACAGGUGUUUGCCACCUCUGCAAUACGGGGGAUCCGGUUUCUCCAGAUACUUCGCAUGCUUCAUGUAGAUCGACAGGGUGGCACAUGGCGACUAUUAGGAUCAGUUGUUUUCAUACAUCGUCAGGAACUCAUAACCACAUUGUACAUUGGAUUCUUGGGAUUAAUUUUUUCAUCCUAUUUUGUUUAUCUUGCUGAGAAGGAUGCAGUUGAUGAGGAUGGGAAGACAGGUUUCUCCAGCUAUGCUGAUGCCCUCUGGUGGGGUGUGGUAACAGUCACAACAAUUGGUUAUGGAGACAAAGUUCCCCAGACAUGGAUUGGGAAGACAAUAGCUUCCUGUUUUUCAGUAUUUGCUAUAUCUUUCUUUGCUCUGCCAGCGGGUAUUCUGGGAUCUGGUUUUGCCCUGAAAGUACAGCAGAAGCAACGUCAGAAGCAUUUCAACAGACAAAUCCCAGCUGCAGCUUCUCUAAUUCAGACUCUGUGGCGGUGCUAUGCAGCAGAGAAAUCCUGCAGUUCCACAGCAACAUGGAAGAUCUAUGUUACAUCACCGGUGCAAAAUCCCAAAAAACCACCAGCGCCAUCUAGCCCUAGCCUGAGAAAACAGGCUAGAAGAUACAAAAGAAAAGGGAAACUAGGCUGUGGUAAUGGUUCUGCACCUGUAAUAAAUGCAGGAGAGAAUGCCUUGUCUGUUCCACAGAUCACUUAUGAUCACAUUGAUGGACAAGAAGACAAAAAAGAUGUGUCUUUCUACAUUGAUGAACCCAGAGUGAAAAGACGUUUAGAAGGGAAUACCCAGGAAAUGUCACGGGCCAACAGCUUCACUGAUGACAUUGACCUUGUAUCAGAAGAGUCUCCACUGCCAGCUGUAUCUGACGUGGCACAAUUAACUGAAGUACAUCGAACAGCUGUAAAAGUCAUCAGGAGAAUGCAGUAUUUUGUAGCCAGAAGAAAAUUUCAGCAAGCUCGGAAACCAUAUGACGUACGCGAUGUGAUUGAACAGUACUCACAAGGACACCUCAAUAUGAUGGUUCGGAUAAAAGAACUUCAAAGAAGAUUGGACCAUUCCUUGGGAAAGCCGGGCCUUUUCCUCUCAGAAAAAGGGGUAGACAAAGGAUACUAUACCGUAGGAGCCAGACUGAUCCGGCUAGAGGAUAAG
Molecule: messenger RNA, 1423 nt
Organism: Nestor notabilis (Kea)
Lineage: Eukaryota; Metazoa; Chordata; Aves; Psittaciformes; Psittacidae
Product: potassium voltage-gated channel subfamily KQT member 1-like
Exons: 14
Biological process (GO): transmembrane transport; potassium ion transport
Cellular component (GO): membrane; voltage-gated potassium channel complex
Molecular function (GO): voltage-gated potassium channel activity
Source: RefSeq, a predicted model, not a curated record